Messenger RNA from Lampris incognitus (smalleye Pacific opah), 13851 nucleotides. RefSeq names its product low density lipoprotein receptor-related protein 1Bb (gene lrp1bb). The coding region runs from base 1 to 13851 and encodes 4616 amino acids. The transcript has 92 exons. NCBI's taxonomy places the organism in Eukaryota, Metazoa, Chordata, Actinopteri, Lampriformes, Lampridae. Gene Ontology annotation, molecular function: calcium ion binding; protein binding. The record is from RefSeq and is a predicted model, not a curated record.
AUGAAACAAGACAUUUUGUGUGACAUAGGGGAGUUUCACUGUCACGACCAGGAGACCUGCAUCCCCGAGGCGUGGCUCUGUGACGGCGAACCGGACUGCCCCAAUGCUUCCGACGAAACGGACGAAAGUUGCGCGCUGGAGGUGGCGCUGAGAUGUCCCCUCAACCACAUGCAGUGCAUCGGGACCAAGAGGUGCAUCCACUUCAACAAGCUGUGCAACGGGGCCCGGGACUGCGAGGACGGCUACGACGAGGGCGUGCACUGUCGAGAGCUCCUAUCGGCAUGCCACGAGCUCCACUGCCGAUACGGCUGUGUCAUGACGAGGAACGGCACCUUCUGUUUCUGCGCUGAUGGCUUCGAGGUCGGUGAGGAUGGGACGAGCUGCAGAGAUCAUGAUGAAUGUGCCUUGUAUGGCGCGUGCAGCCAAACCUGCAUGAACACCUACGGGUCAUACAGAUGCAGCUGCACAGAGGGAUACAUCCUGCAGCCUGACAGGACGUCCUGCAAAGCCAAACAAGAGACUGGUGACAGCCCUCCGGUGCUUCUCAUUGGAGGCACAGAUCAUAUUAUCAGCUCUCAGCUGGACGGAUCAGGCCUGCACCCCCUGAGGUCAAUGGAUACAAACGGGAGCCUGGCAAUGGAUUUCUGGCACAGCCAGAACACCACAUGCUGGGUUUUAUCUACAGAGUCCUCUGGGCAGCUUCGCUGUGCUAAGAUGAGAAAUCUGCGUGACUUCACACAAGAACAGGAAGUGAAAAUGCUGCAAAGUUUGCAAAAUGUUGAAUAUAUGGCCGUUGACUGGCUGACAGGCAACUUCUACUUUGUAGACCGAGUCAGUGACAGGAUAUUUGUCUGUGACUAUGGUGGGGACACGUGUGUUACUAUCCUACACCUCGACUUGGUGAAUCCUAAAGGAAUAGCUGUGGAUCCUCUCAUGGGGAUGCUAUUUUUCACCGACUAUGGCAACGUGGCCAAGGUGGAACGGUGUAACAUGGAUGGCACCAACCGGACCCGGCUGGUGGAUUAUAAGACGGAGCAGCCCGUUGCGGUGGCGCUGGACCUUGUUAAGAAGCUGGUGUACUGGGCGGACACCUACCUGGAUUACAUCGACGUGGUGGAUUACAAUGGCAAGAACAGACACACCGUCAUCCAUGGGAGCCAGGUGUCAUACGUUUACGGAUUAGCCCUGUUUGAGGACUACCUGUAUGCUACUCACGCUGACCCCUCCAAAGGGACCACCGCUGUGGAACUACUGCGGAUCCAUAGGUUCAACAUCACAGCAGAGCCCAGGACACUCACCAGCCUGGUGAACUCGAGAGGAAUCCGUGUUUAUCACAAGCUCACACAGCCAAAAGUCAGAAGUCACGCGUGUGAGACUGAUGUCUAUGGGAAGCCUGGGGGAUGUUCCCACAUCUGCCUGCUGAGCGGCAGCUACAAGUCCAGAACUUGCCGCUGUCGGACAGGCUAUAGCCUCGGCAGUGAUGGACAGUCCUGUAAAAAGCCGAAAAACGAUCUCUUCCUGUUCUACGGUAAGGGGCGUCCUGGGGUCAUCCAAGGUCUGGAUAUGAAUGUGAAGUCCAGUGAUGAGCACAUGGUACCGAUUGAGGACCUGGUCAAUCCCCGAGCAAUUGACUACCACGCAGAAUCGGGACACAUCUAUUUUGCUGAUACAACCAGUUUCCUCAUUGGACGGCAGAAAACGGAUGGGAAUGAUCGAGAGACGAUACUCAAAGAUGAUCUUGAUAAUGUUGAGGGCAUCUCAGUGGAUUGGAUUGGCAACAACUUGUAUUGGACCAAUGAUGGCUACAGGAAGACGAUCAGCGUUGCGAGGCUGGAGAGAGCCUCCCAGACCAGGAAGACCCUUCUGGAGGGGGACAUGUCCCACCCCAGAGCCAUUGUUGUGGACCCUCUGAACAGCUGGAUGUACUGGACAGACUGGGAAGAGGAUGAGGUGAACGACAGCAUCGGCAGAAUAGAGAAAGCCUGGAUGGACGGAUCCAACCGGCACAUCUUCGUCACCUCCAACAUGUUGUGGCCCAACGGCCUGACUCUGGAUUACAGCACCAGCACCAUGUACUGGUGUGACGCCUACUACGACCACAUUGAGAAGAUUCACCUCAACGGAACUGGAAGAAUGGUGGUGUACAACGGCAAAGAGCUCAACCAUCCAUUUGGGAUCUCUUACUACCGUCACUCCAUCUUCUGGACGGAAUACAUGAACGCCUCAGUGUUCCAGUUGGACUUGUCCUCUGGGGAUGUCACUCUGCUACGCAGUGAAAGGCCCCCGCUCUUUGCCCUGCGUGUCUAUGAUGCCCAGAGCCAGCAAGGUGACAACGCAUGCAGGGUGAAUUAUGGGGGCUGUGGUACCCUCUGCCUCGCCAUCCCAGGAGGCAGAGUGUGUGCCUGUGCUGACAACCAGGCUCUAGAGAAGAACAAUGUCACCUGUGCAGACGUCUCCACCACGGGGCUGGAGCCACAGCGGUGUAAGAGCGACGAGUUCCAGUGUCAUAAUCAUCGCUGCAUACGGCUCUCGUGGAAGUGCGAUGGGGACGACGACUGUCUGGACGGGAGUGAUGAGGAGUCCCACAGCUGCUACAAUCACAGCUGUCCCAUUGAUCAGUUCAAGUGCAACAACAACCGCUGCAUCCCCAAAAGAUGGCUUUGUGAUGGCACAAACGACUGUGGCAACUAUGAAGAUGAAUCGAACGUCACAUGUUCAGCCCAGCCAUGCCAAGCUGACCAGUUCUCCUGUCAGAACGGUCGCUGCAUACCCAGCGCCUGGAGCUGUGACCGCGACGAUGACUGUGGGGACAUGUCUGAUGAGACAUCUUUGUGUACUUUCCCAACCUGUGAGCCCCUCACCCAGUUCAGCUGUUCCAACAGCCGAUGCAUCAGUGUGAAGUGGCAUUGCGAUUCAGAGGAGGACUGUGGCGACGGAAGCGACGAGUUGGGUUGUGUCCACUCCUGCUCUGAUACCCAGUUCCAGUGCUCCAGCGGCCGUUGCAUCCCACACCACUGGGCCUGUGACGGAGACAAUGACUGUGGCGACUUCAGCGACGAGAGCGCUACUUGUGGGGGGGCCUCUGCCAUUUUGCCCCCUGUCAUCGAGUGCAAUGGGGAGGAGUUUCACUGUGUGGUGGAUGGAACCUGCAUCCCGGAGCGCUGGAGAUGUGACGGAGACAAGGACUGCGAGGACGGCAGUGAUGAGACCGGCUGCGAGGGCACCAAGAGGAUGUGCGACCCUAAGGCCAAGUUCACCUGUAAAGACACCGGCAAGUGCAUCACCAAGAGCUGGGUGUGCGAUGGCGAUAUUGACUGUGAGGACCACUCGGAUGAAGAGUCCUGCGAGACAUCUGUCUGUAAGCCACCCAAGUACCCUUGUGCCAACGACACCGCCGCCUGCCUCACUCCUGACAAGAUCUGCAACGGCAAGGUGGACUGUGCCGACCGCUCAGAUGAAGGACCAAUUUGCGAUAAGUGUCUGGUAGCCAGGGGGGGCUGCAGCCACCAUUGUACGGUGGCACCGGGGAAGGGCGUGAUGUGCUCUUGCCCUCCGGGGCUCCACCUGGACGCCAGCAACAAGACGUGCGAGGCCGUGGACUACUGCAGCCACCACUUGAGGUGCAGCCAGGUGUGCGAGCAGUACAAGACCACGGUGAAGUGCUCCUGCUACCCGGGCUGGAGGCUCGACCCCGACGGAGACACUUGUCACAGCACAGAUCCCUUUGAGGCCUUCAUCAUCUUCUCCAUCCGUCACGAGAUAAGACGGAUAGACCUUCACAAGCGGGACUACAGCCUGCUGGUCCCAGGGCUGAGGAACACCAUCGCCCUGGACUUCCAUUUCAACGCCAGCCUUCUGUACUGGACAGAUGUGGUGGAAGAUAAGAUCUACAGGGGACGGCUGUCAGAAUCUGGCGGGGUGACAGGGAUUGAGGUGGUGGUGCAGCACGGCCUCGCCACCCCAGAGGGCCUGGCUGUGGACUGGAUUGCUAGCAAACUGUACUGGAUUGACAGCAACCUGGACCAAAUCGAGGUGGCCAAGCUGAAUGGGGACAUGCGCACCACGCUGAUCGCCGGAGGCAUGGAGCACCCACGGGCCAUCGCUCUCGACCCGGGGCAAGGGAUCCUUUUCUGGACUGACUGGGAUGCCACGUUUCCCCGUAUUGAGGCUGCAUCGAUGAGCGGAGGUGGCAGACACAUUGUGUUUAAGGACAUGGAGAUAGGGGCCUGGCCUAAUGGACUGACAUUGGAUCAUCUGGAAAAGAGAAUCGUUUGGACUGAUGCACGCUCCGAUGCCAUCUUCUCUGCACUCUAUGAUGGCAGUGGGGUCAUUGAGAUCCUUAGGGGCCACGAGUACCUGUCCCACCCCUUUGCCGUAUCCCUCUUUGGAGGCAGUGUCUACUGGACAGACUGGAGGACCAACACUCUGGCAAGGGCCAACAAGUGGACCGGGCAAAAUGUUACAGUCAUCCAGAAGACCAGUGCCCAACCCUUUGACUUGCAGAUCUUCCACCCCAGCAGACAGCCCCAAGCGUCCAACCCGUGUGAGGGGAACGGAGGCCGUGGUCCCUGCUCACACCUGUGUCUCAUCAAUUACAACCGCACUGCCUUCUGCACCUGCCCACAUCUCAUGAAGCUGUCCCCCAACAAGCAGUCCUGCUUCGCUCUGAAACGGUUCCUGCUGUACGUGCGGCGGUCCGAGAUCCGUGGCGUGGACGUGGACAACCCGUACAUGAACGUCAUGACGGCGCUCACGGUGCCCGACAUAGACGACGUCACCGUGGUGGACUACGAUGCCCUGGAAGAGCGGAUCUACUGGGCCGACGUCAAAACCCAGACCAUCAAACGGGCCUUCAUCAACGGGACGCGACUGGAGAGCGUUAUCUCCGGAGACAUCGUGAACUGCCGGGGUCUGGCUUUAGACUGGCUCUCCAGGAACUUAUACUGGCUCAGCUCUGAAAACGAUGAGUCACAAAUCAAUGUAGCCCGCCUUGAUGGGUCCCUGAAGACCUCGAUCAUCCACGGGAUUGAUAAGCCGAGGUGCCUUGUUGUGCACCCUGUCAAGGGGAAAACCUACUGGACAGAUGGCAGCACCAUCAACAUGGCCAACAUGGAUGGGAGUAACAGCAAGGUCCUCCAUCAGAACCAGAGGGAACCUGUCGGUCUCUCAAUAGAUUAUACCGCCAACAAGCUUUACUGGAUAAGCUCAACCAAUGGCACUAUCAACAGGUGCAAUCUAGACGGCAGCGGGCUGGAGGUGCUGGAGACUGUGAAGAAGGACUUGGCCAGAGGCACGGCGCUGGCCGUGAUGGGUGGCAAACUCUGGUGGGCGGAUGAUGAGCUGGCCCAGUUGGGAACAGUAAGCAAGAGAGACGGCCGGAACCCUGUGAUUCUGAGGAAUAAAACCAGCGGGGUGGUGCACAUCAAGGUGUAUGAUAGGGAAGGUCAGAAAGGCAGAAACCUGUGCCAGGUCAACAACGGAGGCUGCUCGCAGCUCUGCUUCCCCACGUCGGAGAACACCCGCAGCUGCUCCUGCACCGUGGGCUACAACCUGCUCACCGACCGCAUGUCCUGCGAGGGCGUCGACUCGUUUCUGAUGUACUCCAUCCACGAGGGGAUCCGAGGAAUCGCUCUUGACCCGAACGACAACGUGGAAGCUCUCAUGCCGAUCACCGGGACUCUGUUUGCAGUAGGAGUUGACUUCCAUGCGGGGAACGACACAGUGUACUGGACUGACAUGGGCCUGAACAGAAUCUCCCGAGCCAAGCGUGACCAGACGUGGAGGGAAGACAUCAUUACCACUGGCAUCAGCCGGGUGGAAGGCAUCGCCGUCGACUGGAUCGCUGGGAACCUUUAUUGGACGGAUCAUGGAUUCAACCUGAUUGAAAUUUCUCGUCUCAGUGGUGCAUACCGCUCGGUGGUCAUAUCUGAGGGACUCGACCAACCCAGGGCCAUUGCUCUCCAUCCUCAAAAAGGGUAUCUCUUCUGGACUGAGUGGGGCCAGAACCCCUGUAUAGGUCGCUCACGCCUAGAUGGCUCAGACCAGGUCACAUUGGUCAACUCGGGCAUCACGUGGCCCAAUGGCAUUUCCAUAGACUACGAGGAAAAUACAUUAUACUGGUGUGACGCUCGCACAGACAAGAUCGAGAGGAUCAACCUUGAGACUGGCGAGAGUCGGGAGAUUGUGCUGUCAGCGGCCAAUGUAGACCUGUUCUCUGUGGCUGUGUUUGGGCCUUACAUCUACUGGUCUGACAGGGCCCACUCCAAUGGUUCAAUUCGGCGAGGUUUCAAGACCGAUGCCACUGAGGCCGUGACCAUGAGAAGCGGCCUGGGGGUCAACCUGAAAGAUGUGACAGUCUUUAACAGAGGCCGGGAGAAAGGCACAAACCCGUGCGCCAGGAAUAACGGUGGGUGCCAGCAGCUGUGCUUCCACCUGGGCAGCGGCCGUAGGACCUGUGCCUGUGCUCAUGGCUUCUUGGCCGAGGACGGGUUUGCCUGUGAGCGCUACGAGGGUUAUCUCCUCUAUUCCGAGAGGACUAUACUUAAAAGCAUCCACCUUUUAGAUGAGAGUGACCUCAACUCACCCAUCCAGCCCUUUGAAAAUCCAAUUUUUUUCAAGAACAUCAUCGCCCUAGCCUUUGAUUAUAGUCAGAAGACGGCAGGUACCAACCGCAUCUUUUUCAGCGAUGUCCAUUUUGGAAAUAUCCAGAUUAUUAAUGACGACUGGACGGGAAGAUCAAUUAUAGCAGAAAAUGUGGGUUCUGUAGAGGGCCUGGCAUACCACCGGGCCUGGGACACCUUGUACUGGACCAGCUCCACCACCUCUACUAUUAGCAGGCAAACGGUAGACCAGAACCGAGCCGGUGCCUUCCAAAGACAGGCUGUGGUCACUUUAUCAGAGGACGACCAUCCCCAUGUCUUGGCCUUGGAUGAGUGCCAGAAUCUGAUGUUUUGGACCAACUGGAAUGAGCAGCGGCCCAGCAUCAUGAGGUCCACCUUGGCUGGCAACAGUGUGAGGGUUAUCAUCAGCACCGACAUCCUGACCCCCAACGGACUGACCAUUGACCACAAAGCAGAGAAGCUCUACUUCUCAGAUGGAAGCCUGGGCAGAAUUGAGAGAUGUGACUACGACGGCUCCAACAGAUAUGUCAUAGUAAAAUCAGGACCCGGGACUUUCUUCGGGCUGGCGAUCUAUGGGGAUUUUAUCUUUUGGUCGGACUGGGCUCGCAGGGCCGUGCUACGGUCGAACAAGUACACGGGCGGAGACACAAAAGUACUGCGGGCAGACAUCCCUCACCAGCCCAUGGGGAUUAUAGCUGUGGCUAGCGACACAAACAACUGCGAGUUAUCUCCGUGUCGACACAAGAAUGGAGGCUGCGGUGACCUCUGUCUGUUGACUCCAGAUGGGAGGGUCAACUGUACUUGCCGUGGAGAACGUGUGCUGUUAGACGACAACAGAUGUGUGUCAGAAAAUUCCUCCUGCAAUAUUCAUACCGAAUUUGAGUGUGGGAACGGAGAGUGCAUAAACUACCAGCUGACCUGUGAUGGAGUCGCUCACUGCAAAGACAAGUCUGAUGAAAAAAUGCAAUAUUGUGACCAUAGAAGCUGCAGGAGGGGUUUCAGGCCUUGCUACACUCAGCGCUGUGUAGCCAACAGCCGCUUCUGUGACGGGAUGGAUGACUGUGGCGAUAACUCUGAUGAGGUGUUCUGUAACAAUGCCACAUGCGGCUCGUCUGAGUCAUCGUGCCAAGACGGAAGCUGUGUGCCCAGCUCAGCCUGGUGCAACCAGGCCAUCGACUGUGCUGAUGCCUCGGAUGAGAAGAACUGCAACCACUCAGACUGCUCACACUUCUACAAGCUGGGGGUGAAAGAGACAGGUUUCAUCAGCUGCAACUCCACCUCGCUCUGUAUUCACCCCUCCUGGAUCUGCGACGGAGCCAACGACUGUGGAGAUUACGCCGAUGAGACCAACUGCCAGGUUUCCCAUGGGCACAAAUGUGAGGAAGGCCACUUUGCUUGUCCCAGCGGAAACUGCAUCUCCAGCGUUUGGCUGUGUGAUGGCCAGAAAGACUGCGAGGACGGGGCAGACGAAUUCCAGUGUGACUCGUCAUGCCUCUGGAACCAGUUCGCCUGCUCAAAGAACAAGUGCAUCGCCAAGCAGUGGCUGUGCGACGGGGAGAACGACUGCGAGGACGGCCUGGAUGAGAGCGUGCAGAUCUGCGGCUCGGUGACAUGUGCUCCAGGGCUCUUCAGCUGCCCUGGGUCAUACGCCUGUGUGCCCAAACGCUGGCUCUGUGACGGGGAGAGGGACUGCCCCGAUGGCAGCGACGAACUCUCUGCAGCGGGCUGUGCACCCAACAACACAUGUGAUGACAGCUCGUUUCACUGCCACAACAAAGCCUGCAUCCCCCAGCGGUUUGUCUGUGACCAUGAUGAUGACUGUGGAGAUGGUUCAGAUGAGUCCGUCGAAUGUGUCUAUCGCUCCUGCGGAUCAGAGGAAUUCCGCUGUAGGGACGGCCGCUGUCUUCUCAGCUCACAGUGGGAGUGUGACGGCUACGCAGACUGUCCAGACCACUCCGACGAGCUGCCACUGAACCUAAAGUGUCUGGCCGCGGGGAGUUUGUGCAAUGGCUCCUUCUUCAUGUGCUCCAACGGGCGCUGCAUCUCUGAGGGGAGCCUGUGUGAUGGGAGAGACGACUGUGGAGACCGCUCAGACGAGAGAAACUGCAACGUGAACGAGUGCCUGAACCGCCGAGUCAGUGGGUGCACACAGGACUGCCAAGACCUUCCUGUGGGAUUCAAGUGUAAGUGUUGGCCCGGCUUCCGCCUGAAGGACGAUGGGAGGACUUGUGUGGACAGCGACGAGUGCUCCUCCAGCCUCCCAUGCAGCCAGCGCUGCAUCAACACCUACGGCUCCUACAAGUGCCUUUGUGCAGAUGGCUAUGAAGCCCUGGAGCGCAACCCCAACACAUGCAAGGCUGUCUCAGCUGAAGAACCCUUCCUUAUAAUGGCAGAUCACCAUGAAAUCAGGAAGCUUAGCGUGGACGGCUCUAAUUAUACCAUUUUAAAACAGGGUCUUAACAACAUCAUCCACAUAGACUUUGACUACAGGAAGGAAUUCAUCUACUGGGUGGACUCAACCAGGCCAAGUGGUCGGAAAAUCAACAGAAUGCGCCUGAAUGGGAGUGACCUUAAGAUAGUCCAUAGAACAGCAGUGCCCAGCGCCUUAGCAGUUGAUUGGAUAGGGAAGAAUCUGUACUGGUGUGAUGUGGAGAGGAAAACCUUGGAGGUCUCUAAAGCCAAUGGCCUCUAUCCCACCGUCCUGAUCAGCUCUGGCCUCAGGAGCCCCACGGACCUUGCCCUGGACCCUCAGACUGGGUUUGUGUUCUGGGUGGACUGCUGUGACUCCCCUCACAUUGGCCGUAUUGGCAUGGACGGCCGAGGGCAGUCGGUUAUCAUUGACACAGAGAUCUAUAGCCCCACUGCUCUAACUAUUGAUUACACCAACAAGAGGCUGUACUGGGCGGACGACAACCACAUCCUGUUUGCCAGCAUGGAUGGCUCCCAGAGACACCGAGUGUCCUAUGAUCACAUCCAAGGGGUCAUGUCACUGACCCUGUUUGAGGACUUCGUCUACUGGACGGACGGGAAGGCCAAAUCACUCCGGCGGGCUCACAAGACAACGGGGGCUCAAGGGAUCGAGCUCCUGAAUUCCUGGCAAGCAAUCAAAUCCAUCAAGGUCUACCAUUCCCUGCGUCAGCCUGAAGUACCAAAGCACCAGUGUCAGGUGGCAAAUGGAGGAUGCAGCCACCUGUGUCUCCUCUCUCCCGGUGGCGAGCACAAGUGUGCCUGUCCCACAAACUUCUACCUGGCAGCUGACAAUAAGACAUGCCUCUCCAACUGCACUUCCAGUCAGUUUCGCUGCAGGACGGAUGAAUGCAUCCCGUUCUGGUGGAAGUGCGACACGGUUGACGACUGUGGGGACGGUUCCGACGAACCUGCCGACUGCCCGGAGUUCAAGUGUCAGCCCGGGCGUUUCCAGUGCGGCACGGGCCUUUGCGCGCUCCCUCCCUUCAUCUGCGAUGGAGAGAACGACUGUGGCGACAACUCGGAUGAAGCUAACUGUGAAACGUACAUCUGUCUUUCGGGCCAGUUCAAGUGCACCAGAAAACAGAAGUGCAUCCCUCUCAACCUGCGCUGCAACGGUCAGGACGACUGCGGGGACGGGGAGGAUGAAACCAACUGCCCGGAGAGCACAUGCUCACCAGAACAGUUCCAGUGCAAGGCCUCUAUGCACUGCAUCUCCAAACUCUGGGUGUGUGAUGAGGAUCCAGACUGUGCUGAUGGGUCGGACGAGGCUAAUUGCGAUGAAAAGACCUGUGGACCUCAUGAAUUCCGCUGCGAGAAUAACAACUGCAUUCCGGACCACUGGAGGUGUGACAGCCAGAACGACUGCGGAGACAACUCAGACGAGCAGAACUGCAAGCCGGUAACCUGUAACCACAAGGACUUUGCCUGUGCUAAUGGAGACUGCAUCUCGUCUCGAUUCCGCUGCGAUGGAGAUUAUGAUUGUGUGGAUAACUCAGACGAGAGGGACUGCGAGGCGCGCUGUGCAGAUGACCAGUUUCGCUGUCACAACAACCUUUGCAUCUCGCUGAAAUGGCUGUGCGAUGGUCAAGAGGACUGUAAGACAGGAGAGGAUGAGCGGAACUGCCAGGGGACAGCCGCCCCCUCGUGCUCCUUGAACGAGUAUGUCUGUGACAGCGGUGGGUGUGUGUCAGCAAGCCUCCGGUGUGACGGACACGACAACUGUCUGGAUGGUUCAGAUGAGAUCGGCUGUGUGAAGGAGUGCAGAGAGGAUGAGUUUUUGUGUCUGAACCGAGCCCACUGCAUACCCCGGCGCUGGCGCUGCGAUGAUGUGUACGAUUGUGUGGACCACAGCGACGAGGAACACUGCGGUCAGGGCACUUUCUUUUGCCGUGCUGAUGAAUUCGUUUGCAACAACACCUUGUGCAAGCUCCACACUUGGGUGUGCGAUGGCAAGGACGAUUGUGGAGACAACUCCGACGAAGACGCCGACAUGUGUGCCAAGCUGCCGUGCCCUCCCACCAGGCCUUUCCGCUGCAGGAACGACCGGGUGUGUCUGCGCAGCGAUCAAGUGUGCAACAAAGUGGAUGACUGUGGCGACAACUCGGACGAGGAGGAGUGCGAGGUCGUGGCCGGCAAACCUCGCCCUUGCGGCAAGACGGAGUUCACCUGCGGAAACCAGCGUUGCAUCCCGGCCCAGCUGCAGUGUGACCUCUUCAACGACUGUGGGGACAGCGGCUCGGACGAGCAGGACUGCAAGGCCUUUUCCAGCGGAGAUGUUUGCGGAAAGAAGACAAAUCCAUGCGGGGAGGAUGCGGUUUGCAAUCAAACGAAUGUUAAUACGAUAUGCCAGUGCAAGCCCGGCUUCAAGAGGAACCAGAAGACGGGCCAGUGUGAAGAAAUCAAUGAGUGUCUCCAGUUUGACACAUGUGCUCACUAUUGCACAAACACUAAAGGAUCUUAUAAGUGCACAUGUGAUCGCAAUUAUAAAGAGAUCAGUGGCAACUGCAUAGCCAAAGGACCAGAAGAACGAGUGCUCUACAUAGCUAAUGACACUGAAAUCCGAAGUUUUGUGUAUCCAUUUAACCAGAGCCAUGGACACAAACUACUCACUCGCAUCGAGGACAAUGCCCGCAUCAUCGGAAUGGAUGCUCUGGUUCACCACCAAAAGUUUAUCUGGGCUACCCAGUUUAACCCUGGUGGACUUUUUUACAAAGAAACCCUAGACAGAAGUCAAACUAAAACUAAUGUCAGAAACAUUUGUUCAGAUUUCCGUCGCCCAAGGGAUGUGUCUGCCGACUGGAUCACAGGCAACGUGUAUUGGACAGACCACUCUCGAAUGCACUGGUUCAGCUAUUACACAGCCCACUGGACUAAACUAAGGUACUCCAUAAAUGUGGGCCAGCUCAAGGGACCUAAUUGCACCCGCUUAAUUACCGACAUAGCAGGAGAACCUUAUGCCAUCGCUGUCAACCCAGCCCGAGGGAUGAUGUAUUGGAGUGUAAUAGGAGAUCACUCCCAUAUAGAGGAAUCAGCCAUGGAUGGCUCAUUGCGAAGAGUGCUCCUAGAGAAAAACCUCAGGAGACCCACUGGGCUGGCCAUUGAUUAUUUCAACCAGCGCUUGUAUUGGGCUGAUCCUGAGCUCUCAGAAAUAGGGAGCAUGAGAUUGGAUGGUUCGGACCCUCUGGUGACAAUCAGUGAAAGACACGGAAUCUCGCAGCCGUACAGAAUCGAUAUAUUUGAAGACUACAUCUAUGGAACUGAGCUGAAACAUGAGACAUUCAGGAUCCACAAGUAUGGCAAACAAUCUGUGGAAUUUCUCCAUUUGGGUGUGGAGAAGCCCACAAAUGUUUUGAUCUCUCACCGCUACAAACAACAAGAUGCGGCCAAUCCUUGCCUGAGAAUGACUUGUGACUUCAUGUGUCUGCUCAACCCAACGGGCGCCAAAUGCACCUGCCCAGAGGGGAAGGUGAUGGUCAACGGCACUUGCAGUGACGUCAAUAUCUCAGGUGAGCUGUGCCGACCCCUUUGUGAGAAUGGAGGGCGCUGCCUGGCCAAUGAGAAAGGAGACUGGAGAUGCUACUGCUGGCCAGACUUCUCAGGAGAGCGCUGCGAAGUCAACCACUGCACAGACUACUGCCUAAAUGGAGGCACUUGUGUGGGCUCACCCCUUGGUAAGCCCACGUGCCGCUGCCCGGUGGGCUUCUCGGGGGCGUUCUGCGAGCGGCGGGUGUGCGACAGCUACUGUCUGAACGGCGGCACCUGUGACGUCAGCCGGGGGAACCAGCCGCGGUGCCGCUGCAUGGCGGAGUACACCGGGGACCGCUGUCUGUACCACAUCUGUCAUCACUACUGUGUGAACUCCAAGGCGUGCACACUGUCCAGCAGCGGCUAUGUGGAGUGUGUGUGUCCUGCCAGAUUUGAGGGAAACAAGUGUGAGUUGGACAAGUGUGUGCGAUGCCACGGAGCGCCCUGCCUCAUCAAUGACGAGACAGGGGAUGUGGUUUGCAAUUGCACGAAUGGCAGGAUAGCAGCCAGCUGUCAGCUGUGUGAUGGAUACUGCUACAAUGGAGGCACCUGUCACCUGGACCCUGACACCAACCUGCCUUUCUGUCACUGCACGUCAGGGUUCAAGAACCAACGUUGUGACGAGCUGGCCAACCCGUGUGAUUACUUCUGUCAGAACGAGGGGAUAUGCACAAUAACAGCCCUUAACAAACCACGCUGCAAGUGCUCAGCCAACUGGUCAGGAACGCAGUGUGAAAGGCCCGCACCGAAGAGCAGCAGAUCAGACAACACCACUGGAGGGAGCAUAGCUAUCAUUGUGCCGCUGGUGCUGCUGGUCAUCUUGAUUGUGACUGUGGUGGCAGGAGUUUUCAUCUGCAGACGGAGGCAGAGGGGAAAGCGUGUGCAGAGGCAGCCCAUGACAAAUGGGGGGAUAAACGUGGAAAUCGGUAACCCGUCAUACAACAUGUACGAAGUGGACCAUGACAACCACGCAGACGCAGGCAGCCUACUGAGACCCAACUUCACACUGGACCCUCAUAAGGGCUGGUGUGUAAAGUCCAGCGACCCUCACACCUUGGGGAUACAUACUGUGCCCAAGGAGGUUAUCCCUGGACAGCCCAUGAACUACUCCAACCCGGUGUAUGCAAAGAUAUACCUGGACGGACAGAACUGUCGCAAGCCGGUCAUCAAUAUCGACGAGAGGAGAGAGCUGCUCCCAAAGAAGCUGGAGGGGACGAUCCGUGAAACCGCCGCGUAG